CAUUCUAAUAGCAGGUAAAUUUUAUUUACAGCUAACGACAUAAAAUUCGGUAUUUUAGGGUGAAAUCGGUCCGGCGAUAUUCUCCCUCCUACGGUAUAACGUCUAAUUCUCUCUAUGACUCAUUUACUCCUACUAUCUACUUGAAGCCAACAGUUUGGCUUUCUCAGUCUGAAGAAUAACAGUGCGUAGUUAACAUCUUUUUAUUCGAUUCAACAUUCAACAAUCUCGACUGCUGUAUCUUGAAAAUUAUUUCAUAACAAUGGUAAUUAUGGACAAUAGAGAAGAGCAAAUGUCAGUUACCUUGGUUCGAAGAAGAGCUGAACCCUACAUAAGAGCCAUGCACUUUGAACGAUUUAGCGGUCUAAGCGCUCCAAUUGGUGUUGGCAAUGCUAUAAGCGAUCAUAACGAUAUACUCCAGCAGCAUCAACAGCUUACUGUAAGUCUUGCUCAACUACAGUCUGGGGCACCAACAGUUGGUCAACCGGAUCUUCAACAAGCAACUCAGGAACCUGCAGCUGGUGGAAGUACGCAAUCUGAUUCUACAUCUUCUACUCAUGAUCCAGAACACCGUAAACUAAUCCAGCAGCAGCUCGUACUUCUACUCCACGCCCACAAAUGCCAGAUACGAGAACGACAGGCCAAUGGUGAAGCACGGAUAUGUGCUCUGCCACACUGCAAAACUAUGAAAAAUGUUUUGACUCACAUGACGACCUGCGAAGAGGGCAUAGAAUGUACGAUACCACAUUGCAGUUCAUCCAGACAAAUUAUUGCUCAUUGGAGACAGUCUCAAAAGAGCGACUGUCCUGUUUGUUUACCUCUCAAACAAGCGGAUAAAAACAAGGCUGCUAAUUCUCGUGCUGCUGUUGCAGCAAGUCAACCAAAUCCAAAUCCUGACAUGAGAAAACCUUUUGACACUAUGGGUAUAAUCCAGGGUCAAAAAACUACAUCUGGUAUGAUACCAAAUCAGGCAGUGGGCCGUGGUGUCAGGAUGCCUGGACCAGGUAUGCAAGGUCCUCCUGGUUCAAUGGCUGCAGGAAUAAGACUUGCACAGCCUCAAGCUCAACAAAGUCCUGGGCAAUCUAUAGUUAAUCAAGGACAACCAAUUGCACCUAAUGUAUCUCUUUCAUUAAGUUCUGAUCCAACGACUGUAGUCGUAAGUACUAAUCAACCAGCUUCAACGACGGGUCCAACGUCAGUUGUAGCAGCUGCAGCAACUGCCAAUCUUCAACAACAAGCUGUCAAUAUGCUUCCAGGUGGUUUUCAACCAGCACAAGCAACUAAAGAAUGGCAACGAACUGUGACGUCAGAUCUCAGAGAUUACAUUAUUCGUAAAAUAAUUCGAUCAAUAUUUCCAGCUCCUGAUCCACGAGCAAUGUUCGAUAAAAGAUUACAUAAUUUAGUGGCGUAUGCGAGAAAAGUUGAAGGUGACAUGUAUGAAAUGGCUAAUUCGAGAUCUGAAUAUUAUUAUUUAGUGGCGGAAAAAAUAUAUAAAGUUCAAAAAGAACUUGAAGAAGUACGUCAGAAACGUAUAGAAAUAUCAUUAGCUCAACAGCAGCAACAACCUCAAGCACAGGUUGCGGCCAACCCUGGAUUAUGAGUUAUUGCAUCUCAACAGAGUGUUCCAGCUGAAAUAAAAUCUAUAGUGACCGAAAGUGACUAUAAAACGGUAGAAUCGGUCAUAUUUUAGGUACAUUUGAUAAAUUAUAUGAGUUAUACAGGAAAAAUGUGGACAGUUGUUACUUUUCGAAUAUUUUAUCGCCGAUACCUUUUGAACUGAUCGAUUAAUUUUGACGUUUGGGAUGGCAUUCGACGUAGUAUUUUAUUUUUUAACGCUGAAAUUGUUUUGGAAAAAAUCAAUUAAACUUUUUUGAUUUUAUUUUGAUAAAAACGCUGUUAACGUCAUCCGAGUUUUACAAUUAAUUUAGUGAAUACUUACUGAGGACCAGCUGUAAGUAUACCACUGGUUGAAUUAGUAGUAUACUUAUAGUCUUGUGAUAUACAUUUAAACUCUAGUUCCUUAUUAUUAUGAUUAAAUAACAUAUGUAACACAAAAAAUAAAUACUUAUU
Messenger RNA from Microplitis demolitor, 2067 nucleotides. Its product is annotated as histone acetyltransferase p300. The coding region runs from base 260 to 1597 and encodes 445 amino acids. NCBI's taxonomy places the organism in Eukaryota, Metazoa, Arthropoda, Insecta, Hymenoptera, Braconidae. Gene Ontology annotation, cellular component: transcription regulator complex; histone acetyltransferase complex. Gene Ontology annotation, biological process: positive regulation of transcription by RNA polymerase II. The transcript has 4 exons. The record is from RefSeq and is a predicted model, not a curated record. Gene Ontology annotation, molecular function: histone acetyltransferase activity; transcription coactivator activity; chromatin DNA binding.